AGUAAUUCAAAGCUUUAGCCUACUAGUUAUACCUGCAUGUCUAAACUGAUGCGACCUGCGGUAAACACGUAUCGCUGUUUUUAUGUAUAAGUCUUCUAACAAUUAAAUUAGCCAUUCUAUUAACUUAACUCGUUUUUAUACACAUUCUGUCAAUAAGUUGCUUAAAAUCUAACUGAAGUUUUAGUUGAGCCGUUAAUGUGAGGAAGCAGGUUUCUGGUCAUCAGAAACUAACUAUCGGGUAACAGCAGAGCCUGAUGCUGCUACAUUAACUCCCUCUGCUCCCAGUUUGGACGCCAUGUCCGCUCAGCAGGGAGCCAAACCCUCCCUGCGCUUCGGCCAGGUGGUCAUCGGCCCCCCAGGCUCCGGGAAAACUACUUACUGCCAGGGGAUGCAGGAGUUCCUGAGCAGCCUGGGUCGGAAGGUGGUGGUAGUGAACAUGGAUCCAGCCAACGAAGGGAUCCCUUACUCCUGCUCUGUGGACAUCUCUGAACUGGUUACUCUGGAUGAUGUCAUGGAGAACCUGAAGCUGGGACCUAAUGGAGGACUUCUUUACUGUAUGGAGUAUGUGGAAGCAAAUCUGGACUGGCUGGAGAGCAAGCUGACACAAUACAGUGACUGUUACUUCUUGUUUGACUGUCCUGGACAGGUGGAGCUUUACACCCACCAGAGCUCAGUCAAGAAUAUAUUCUCACAGCUGGCCAAGUGGAAUUUCAGACUCACUGCGGUUCACCUUGUAGACUCUCAUUACUGCGCCGACCCAGCCAAGUUCAUCUCUGUGCUCUGCACUUCUCUGUCCACCAUGCUGCAUGUAGAGCUUCCCCACGUCAACGUCCUCUCCAAGAUGGACUUGAUUGAACAAUAUGGAAAACUGGCAUUCAACCUUGACUUCUACACAGAGGUUAUGGACCUGACCUAUCUUCUUGAUCACUUGGCCGCAGAUCCUUUCUUUAAAAAAUUUCACCAUCUCAACGAAAAGCUGGCAGAAGUCAUACAAGAUUAUAGCCUGGUGUCUUUCGUACCUCUUAACGUACAGGACAAAGAGAGCAUGAUUCAGGUCUUGCGUGCUGUGGACAAGGCCAACGGGUACUGCUUUGGAGACCUGGAGGAGAGGAAUCUGCAGGCAAUGAUGUCAGCUGCUGUGGGGGCAGACUUCCAGUUCAGCUCAACUCUUGGAGUACAAGAGAGGUACGUUGAAACCAGUGGGAAGACCGUGGAAGAGGAAAUGAUGGAGCUGUAGAAUAAAAAAGAUCAAAGCCUUUUUUUGAUAAACCAGAGGAGUGUAGGCCCCAUUUAUUGAUUGUUUU
Molecule: messenger RNA, 1304 nt
Organism: Cyprinodon variegatus (sheepshead minnow)
Lineage: Eukaryota; Metazoa; Chordata; Actinopteri; Cyprinodontiformes; Cyprinodontidae
Gene: gpn2
Product: GPN-loop GTPase 2
Exons: 5
Coding region: 296-1237 (313 amino acids)
Cellular component (GO): cytoplasm
Molecular function (GO): GTPase activity
Source: RefSeq, a predicted model, not a curated record